AGGAAAAAAAACGGAAGGCAUCCAGCUGAACCGGCGGAACCCAGAGGCGGCACCACCGUCGCCGGAAAAGAAUCUGAUGUCAGAUGUGGGUGGACCCAUCCGCAACAGCCGCAGUCAUUACUCGCAUUAUUCUCUUCAGGUUCUCCAAUUCAUUGCUAUCUUUACAGGCCAUUGGUUUAUGUUUCUGUUUGCAAACAAAUUCUGAAUUCACUUUACUAGACAGUAACAGGAUUCCUAUUUACACUCGGAAUAGAUCGACGAAAUCUAUAAUUUACAAUUAUCAGUAAUUCGAAUCCUACUAUGAUCAGGAUAGGAAAUCUAGUCUGGUUUCGGCCCUCUAUAUAUACCUCAAUCCAACACAAACAAUGCAUAAAACUUAUAAACAGAACACUCUGAUUCUGAUUUUAAGCAAACUAACAACGCUGUUUUGAUUAGUCUCGAUGGCAACACCAGCAGGAUGGGUGAAAGGGAAAGUAAAGGCUGUCCCUUCAGGGGAUACACUCGUCAUCAUUGAGUUGAACUCAAACAAGACUGGAGUACCACUCGAAAGAACCAUCACUCUGUCCUCUCUUAUGGCGCCCAGGCUGGCCCGAAAGGACGGCGUCGAUGAACCCUUUGCAUGGUACAGCAGGGAGUAUCUGAGGCAGCUGUGCUUAGGAGAAGAGGUUGUCUUUAAGGUGGACUAUGUUGUUAAAAAAUCCAUUGGCCGGGAGUUUGGUUCUGUCGUUCUUGCUAACAGCAACGACAAUGUAGCAAGGUUUGUUGUUUCUCAAGGGUGGGCAAAGGUCAGGGAGCCGCAGAGUCAGCCACAGGGUCAGCAGAGACAGGUUGUAGAAGCCGAUCCUUACCUUGAAGAACUGCGUAGUCUUGAGCAAAAAGCAAAGACUGAAGGUCGUGGUUGCUGGACUCGGGUUCCAGGUGCUGCUGAGGAAUCCAUUAGGUUUCUACCUCCAAGCAACAGUUUUGAUGCAUUGAGUUUGUUAGCAGAAAAUAAGGGUCAGCUCAAGGAAGCUUUAGUGGAGCAGGUUCGCGAUGGAAGCACAUUGCGGGUUUACUUGCUUCCGGAGUUUCAGUUUGUCCAUGUGCUAGUUGCAGGAACUCGGGCCCCCUCAAUGGAAAAGAGUCAUGGAACAACAGAAAUUGACCAAGUUGCUGAACCAUAUGCACUGGAAUCUAAAUUCCUGACAGAAGCUUGUGUUUUAAACAAGGACGUGCAUAUUAUUCUACAAGGGGUUGACAAGUUCAGCAAUUUGAUUGGGUCAGUGUAUUAUCUCGAACAAGAAUCCGAGAAGAACUUGGGGCUGGAGCUUGUGGAGAAUGGUUAUGCAAAAUACGUUGAAUGGAGCGCAAACCUAAUGGAGGAAGAUGCAAAGAAACAGCUGAAGGCUGCAGAGCUUGCUGCUAAGAAAAGCAGGUUGAGGAUUUGGAAGAACUAUAUACCCCCAGCUACAGGCUCAAAGGCAAUUCAUGACAAGAGUUUCACAGGAAUGGUUGUGGAGGUAGUGAGUGGGGACUGCAUCAUUGUGGCUGAUGAUUCUGUUCCAUCUAGCAGUCCACUAGCAGAGAGGAAAGUCAAUCUUUCUAGCAUUAGGUGUCCGAAGAUGGGGAACCCUCGUAGAGAUGAAAAGCCGGCUCCAUAUGCACGGGAAGCCAAGGAGUUGCUGAGGUCACGCCUGAUUGGUCGCGAAGUGAGUGUUCAAUUGGAGUAUUCUAGGAAGGCUGGCCUUGGAGAUUCAAUGGAUUUUGGAUCAGUCUUUCUGAAGGCUGUUGAGAAAGAUGCAUGCGACCAGGUUGGGGGGAAUAUUGCUGAGCUAGUUGUUGCACGUGGCCUAGGCACCGUUAUUAGACAUCAAGAUUUUGAGGAGAGGUCGCACCAUUAUGAUGCUCUUCUUGCUGCUGAAUCACGAGCUAUUGCCAACAAUAAAGGACAACAUUCUUCUAAGGAGGCCUCAGUCAUGCAUUUUAGAGACCUGACAAUUGAGCCUGCCAAGAAAGCAAGUGAGUUCUUGCCAUUCAUGCAGCAAAAUAGGAAAAUUCACGCCAUUGUGGAAUAUGUUCUCAGUGGUCAUCGCUUUAAGCUAUAUCUUCCCAAGGAAACAUGCAGCAUUGCCUUCUCUUUCUCAUGUGUGAGAUGUCCGCGUCGUGAUGAACCCUUCUCUGAUGAAGCAAUUGCAGUGAUGAAGCGAAGAAUAAUGCAAAGAGAUGUCGAGAUUGAAGUGGAGAGUGUUGACAAAUCUGGAACUUUUGUGGGAACUUUAUGGCAGUCGGGGAUGAAUAUGUCAAUUGCCCUCGUUGAAGCUGGCCUUGCAAAAUAUACUCCCUUUGGUAAUUGCAGUAGGAUUCCGGAUGCUCACCUUCUUGAAAAAGCUCAAAAGUAUGCCAAACAGCAGAAAUUGAAAAUUUGGGAGAAGUAUGAUGAAGGUCAGGAAGUUUCCAACAAACAGAAAGAGGUGCUAAAUGUUGAAGUUACAGAGGUUUUCUUGAAUAACGGUAAAUUUUAUGUUCGGAUCAUUGAGGACCAAACCACUGGCUCUAUUCAGCAACAGCUGAACUCUUUGAAUCUUCAAGAAGCUGAUCCAGUCACCAAUAUCGGAUUCAAGCCUAAGAAUGGUGACAUUGUCCUUGCUCAGUUUAGUGAAGAUGAUUCUUGGAACCGUGCAAUGAUUGUCAAUGCUCAAGCAGCUGAAGAAUCCUCUCAAGACACAUAUGAAGUGUUCUACAUUGAUUACGGUGAUCAAGAGGUUGUCCCUUCCAAUCAGUUACAGCCUCUUGACUCUUCUCUUGCCACUGCACCUGGCCUCGCACAACUAUGCAGCCUUGCAUAUGUUAAAGUCCCAAGCGUGGAGGAUAAUUUUGGUAAAGAAGCACUUGAGUACUUGCGAGAGCAAACAUCGGGAAGAGAGUUCAGGGCCUUGAUUGAGGGAAGGGAUCUUUCAGAAGGAAAAGUUGUUAAGGGUCAGGGAACUGGACCAACUCUUAUGGUAACUCUUGAGGCUGGUGAUGAUGAGAUGAGUAUAAAUGCUGCCAUGGUUCUAGAUGGAUUUGCCAGCUUGGACAAAGAGAAGAAAUUUUGGAAGUCUUCGGAAACAUUGAGAGAGUUCCAGGACGAAGCAAAGACAUAUCGGCGAGGCAUGUGGGAAAGAGAGAGAUACUGAUGCUCAUGAGUACAAGGCUCGUCCCAUGACAAAGACUGCUAGCAGAAGUGAUGAUGGUGUACUACUAAUACUAUUGAUCAUUGAAGACUAUGUUCUGUUUGUGGUAGAGAAGUUAGAAAAAUAGAAACAAGAGCAAGUUUAAGUUUGGGAUUCUUGAGGUUGGACCAAAACCGGUCUAUUAUUAGUCUAACAAAUGAAAAAUUCAGGUAUCCUGUCUAAAGAUUUAUACUUGAUCUGUUGUUUACCAUUGCAUAAAAUAUUCUACAAACAGAAUCCCCUUUUCCAUGUUUUUUACAUUAUUGAUAAGGGUGCUAAGCCAUUUUGUAUCAUAGUAUGUGACGCGUUGGAGUUACACUGGUUACCAAUGUUUAAUAUAUGGAUGUUCCUCGGAAAGGAAGAUAUUUUAUUUUUUCUGGAAACGAAGUUCAGCUAGAUUUACAGCAUAUUGAACUUUUAUAGUUUGAUCCAUGUUUGGCACACUAUAAUCUGCAUUAGC
Messenger RNA from Argentina anserina (silverweed cinquefoil), 3651 nucleotides. Its product is annotated as ribonuclease TUDOR 1-like. Bases 441 to 3155 code for a protein of 904 amino acids. Gene Ontology annotation, molecular function: RNA binding; nuclease activity. The record is from RefSeq and is a predicted model, not a curated record. NCBI's taxonomy places the organism in Eukaryota, Viridiplantae, Streptophyta, Magnoliopsida, Rosales, Rosaceae. The transcript has a single exon. Gene Ontology annotation, biological process: regulatory ncRNA-mediated gene silencing; mRNA catabolic process. Gene Ontology annotation, cellular component: cytosol; nucleus; RISC complex.